Pseudoliparis swirei is the source of this 4264-nucleotide messenger RNA. Its product is annotated as integrin alpha-6-like. The record is from RefSeq and is a predicted model, not a curated record. Gene Ontology annotation, cellular component: external side of plasma membrane; integrin complex. Lineage: Eukaryota; Metazoa; Chordata; Actinopteri; Perciformes; Liparidae. Bases 27 to 3209 code for a protein of 1060 amino acids. Gene Ontology annotation, molecular function: integrin binding. The transcript is spliced from 26 exons. Gene Ontology annotation, biological process: leukocyte migration; integrin-mediated signaling pathway; cell-matrix adhesion.
GCAGAUUACACAUUUCAAUUAAAAUCAUGGCAAAGCACUGGCCCGUGGUGUAUCUGUUGAGUUUCUGGCACCUCGAGACUCUUAAUGUUACAGCUUUCAAUCUGGACACCCAGAAUGUGCUGCAGAGAAAUGGAGAUCCGGGAAGCCUGUUUGGAUUUUCGGUUGCCUUCCACCAGCAGCUGAACCCGACCAAAAAGAAUCUAUUGCUGGUCGGAGCGCCACGAUCAAAACACCAGAACCAAGUGAAUGUUACAGGCGUUGUUUACCAGUGUGACAUGACUAAAAUAUCCGAGCGCUGCCGGCCCAUUGAGUUUGAUAACGAAGAGUUCCUCGAUAGUAAAGGCAUAAACGACCAGUGGAUGGGAGUUAGAGUGACGAGCCAAGGUCCUGGUAAAAAUGUAAUGACUUGUGCUCAUCGAUACCAGCAGUGGAGCCCGAGUCCCAGCCUUUACGUCCCUCGCUUGGUGACGGGUCAGUGUUACCUCUUAGGAGAUGACCUGCAGGUCGGGAAGGAGGAGAGGACGUGGAGGAGGGUGGUCUGUGACUCUGAACACUUGUCCAGACGUCAAAAGGACCCGGACUGGUUUGCAUACUGCCAACAGGGUCACGGAGCAUCUUUUGCGAAGGACAACGUGUCUCUGUUAUUUGGAGCACCAGGAGCGUAUCAGUGGAAAGGAAUCGUACGAAUGGAGCUCCUGGAUAACCUGGACAUCUCCAGUGCAGAUUCUCGUGAGACAGGGGAUGUUGACAAGUUCAACAUGAAACUUAUUCCUCUCCAAAGAAACAGCUACCUGGGAUUCUCCACUGACUCUGGUAUGGCCCUCCUCAGACAGGGGGAGCUGACCGUCGUGUCCGGAGCGCCCAGAGGCGGUUACAGCGGCCAGGUGGCAUUUCUUAAGGCGGAUCCUGAGGCACAGAGAAGUUUGUCCGUGGAGUUAAUCCUCUCUGGUCCAGGCCUGGCCUCCUCCUUUGGCUAUGAUGUGGCUGUGGGGGAUUUCAAUGGUGAUGGGUGGGAGGACCUCGCUGUUGGAGCACCACAGUUCUUUGUUAAAGAUGGUGUGGUCGGCGGAGCAGUCUACAUCUAUAGCAACAGCAAAGGGAAACACUGGGAGGAAAUUGUUCCAACUCAACUUCUUGGCCAUAAAGAAUCAAUGUUUGGCCUCGCGGUGGAAAACGUAGGAGACAUCAAUCAAGAUGGUUAUGGAGAUAUUGCCGUGGGGGCGCCUUAUGACGGUUCUGGUCAAGUGUACCUGUACUACGGCUCAUCAGAUGGCAUCAACAAGAAGCCAGUGCAGGUCCUCUCAUCAGGAUCCAAUAAAGUCACUCUGUUUGGAUAUUCUCUGUCGGGUAACUUGGACGUGGAUAACAAUCAGUACCCAGACCUGGCUGUGGGAUCGCUAUCUGAUUCUGUCUUUGUCUUCAGAGCAAGGCCAGUGGUCAGUGUGAGCAGCUCUCUGAGGCUAACGCCCACUGAAAUAGACAUCACACAGGAACAAUGUGAUAAACACACAUGUUAUGUUGCAGCUCAGGCAUGCUUUACGUACACGGCACAUCCAGCAUCGUUCAACCCUAAAUUGAUGCUCAACUACACGUUUGGGGCAGAUGCUGAGAGGAAACAGAUGAGGCUUCCUCACAGAGUGAACUUGGCUUCAUCUCAAGGAAAACUGGAACUGCCCGGACAGAAGACACAGAUCUGUACUGAGAUCCAGCUACGACUUCUGCGUGAUAUUAAGGACCGGCUGCACAGUAUCCCUGUGUCCGUCACUGUGUCUCUGUGGAGCUCCAGUCAGACCUCCGGGACGAGUGCAGAUCUGCCCGAAGUUACUCCGGUCCUCAACCUCUUCCAGCAAAACAGUAUUGUCUCAGAGAUUAUCUUAAUAAACAAGGGCUGUGGCAUGGACAACAUCUGCCAAAGUAACCUGGAGUUACAGUACAAGUUCUGUUCCAGAAAAACACAAAAUAAUCAAGAUGUUUUCAAAUCACUCGCCAGGGAGGAUGGUGUUACAGUCAUCACUCCUUCUGAAGAAGACAUCGCUCUGGAGAUCAUUGUGACGAACAGAAACGGGGACGACGCGCACCAGAGUCACUCCGUCAUCAGCCUCCCGGAUACUCUUCAUUACUCCUCCAUUGUCUACGGUACAGCAUCGGAGACACAAGUGAGUUGUACAGCCAAUGACAAAGGAACACUAGUCGACUGUGAGCUGGGAAACCCGCUCCAGAGAGACGCAGAAGUUACUUUUUAUGUCCUGCUCGCAACAUCCGGCAUCUCACUGAGUACAAAAGACGUCAACGUCACACUGCAACUUGAAACGACGAGUGUGCAGAAUCUACAACCAGUUGUGGCAUUAGCCAAAGUGGUUUUUGAGCUGCAGCUACAAGUAUAUGGACUAGCCAGGCCCUCUCAAGUGUCACUUGGGGCAAACUUGAGGGGUGAGAGCGCCAUAACCUCGGUGGAUGAAAUUGGAACUGCAGUUCAAUAUGAAUUUAGGAUAACAAAUUUGGGCAGAUCACUGAAGUAUUUUGCCAAUGCAUCACUAAACAUCCACUGGCCGAAAGAGAACUCUGUGGGAAAAUGGCUUCUGUACUUGACUCAGAUCAGCAGUAAAGGUGUACAGCCUGUCUCCUGCUCACCUAUGGAUGAGGUCAAUCCACUGAGACAUGUAAAGGGUUGGCAUGACUCCUCCAGGAAAAGACGUGAAGCCGAACAUGAAGCCAAACAUGAAGCGCUCUCGACUGCUGGAUUCACAUUUCUUCCAAAAAGAAGGAAAUACAAAACUUUGAACUGCUCAGAUGGACUGAAGUGUGUGCAGAUACGCUGCCCUCUGCUGGGUCUGGACAGUACUGCAGUCAUGGUUCUGCAUUCCCGCCUCUGGAACACCACUUUCACAGAGGAUUACAGCUCUUUGAACUACCUGGACAUUGUCGUGGAUGCCACUCUCAGUUUGACAAACUCUCCAGAGAAUAUUGAACUCAAACCAGAGAAGCUUGGGACAAAGAUAAAACUGACAGUGUUCCUGGAGAGAAAAGCUGAACGUGUCACCAAAGUGGCGUGGUGGAUCAUCUUCCUCACUGUGGUUGUGUUGCUCCUGCUGUUGGCAGUUGUUGGCUUCUUGUUGUGGAAGUGGGGGUGCAUCAACUGCCUCGCUCAGAACGAGAAGCGGCCACACGAUGGAGAUCCAAACAAAGAGACCGCUCCCCUCAAAGGCUAAAAGGAAAACACAGGAACCUCAACGGUGCAAUAGCCCGUUUGAGUGGGACUGUACUUCUGUUACGACCAGGUGAAUUUCACAAAUCCUCAUUAAAAAAAAGAAAUUGUGCUUUCGCGGCAUCUCUACAUUCUUUUUUCAUACUUUCCGUAUCUCUGUAGUUUUUUUUUUUUUUUUUGUAGAACAAAAUGUUUCAACAUUUCGAGAAAUACAGUACGCUUACUAGCUUUCUUGCCAAGAGUUGGAGCGAGCAGCUGGUUAGCUUAGCAUAACAAUUGUAGAAAAGAGGAGACAACUUGUUUAGCUCUGUUCAAAGGUAACCAAGCACCUCUAAAGUUCAGGAAUUAACACGUAUUUGGUUUAAUUUGUAAAAAAUGUCAAUUCUCCAUUUUACACCGCGUGACCUUCUUAACUUGGCAACUGCUCUCAGCUAAGAAAUAGUCUGGCCCAUAAGCCUUUCGCAAAAUCAUUAUUUCUCUUUUUACACUUUUAUCUUGAUUAUGCCAAUGUGACACUGUUGUGUUCACUCUCCUCUCUUUCUACAGAUUUUUUUUUUUUCACUCACAUUUUUUUUUUCGUUCGUGAAUAUUCUUUGAUUUUAUCUUCAUCGAAACACAUUCAGUAUGAAAAUUAACAUCCAUCGUCUUAUUUCUUGACAGCAUUUGGCUUUCUGUCCACAUUCAAUCCCACUUUGAGUCACAUCAUGAGCUCUCACUCUUUUCAUCAUCUUGUGUUGCUUUUACGAAAAGAUAACUAGAAAAGCACCGUAUUAAAAAACAUCCCAACAUCUUCUCAACAUGACAUAAAAACCUUGAAACCAGAACAUACGACAAACAAUUAAAGAAAACAUCAUACACAAAUUCACACACACUCACACACACUGCUCCUUAACAAUCUCUGGUUCAGGCUGAAAAUGCCAGUCUUGUGCCCCAAUAUUGUCUGAUAAUUAAGAGUUAAGUUGCGAUUGGUUCAAUAACAAUAUUUUUAAAUGAUUGGUUUACAAAGAGUAUAAAUAAACACAACUUGAUUUUGCCUUCUUUUUUUUAAACCAGACAAAG